UAUAAAACUGAAGUGUCUUUCUGUGGCAGAUUGGGGGCGAUGAAGAAGGCUUGAGAAAUAGGAGGACGAACAAAACCAUCCUUUUAAACCAUUUUUUCCAUAUAUCGUGCCAAUCCUUUUGCUGAUUUGGAUUUCAUACACAAAGAUAUCCAGCCGAAAUGAGCAUCACGAGUGUGGCAGUCAUUAGCACCCUCCUGUGCUCAGCUUGGUCAUCAACCAUUAAAGCUAAAGAUGAACACCGCACUGCUUUCUUUGGAGAGGAUGUUCAUAUUCCCGUGCCGGCUUUAGACACAUCAGAGGUGUUGUUCAAGCCAAGGGUGGAGCCGGUUUUAGAGCGGGUUCUUCUGCGGAACAGGACAAUUCUAGAUAAAAGAGCCAAACUGAACGAUCACAUCAGCCAUCUGAUCCUGGAGGAUGUGGGCGAGGAGGAUGAGGGCACAUAUGUGGUGAAGAAUUCUGCAGCCCCAGCUGAUGUCAGACGAAUCAUUCUCGUUGUUAGAGACUGUGCGCUAGAGACUGUGGUGAAAUAUGGAGACACGUAUCAUAUCCCGAUUAACCCUGCGAUCGGUCCAUACACCCUUGAGUUCAGGCCUGGAGCUCUGACUCCAGUUAACCAGACCACAGAGGAACCACCUGUGAUUCUCCUUAACCAGACCGGAAUGCCCAUGGAACAGUACGAGAACCGCCUCAACGUGGGCGAGAAGAGGGUCAACCUCCUUCUGGUUACUGGAGCCGAUGAGGGCAGCUACACCAUCAAGGACAGUGAUGAAAAAGUCCGAUUGAGGGCCUGCCUUAAUGUGAAAGAUCAUCAGAUCUUUGAGCAUUUGGAUUAUGGUCAAACCUUGAAGAUCAAGCUUCACGUGGACCACACCAAAGUGAAAAUGGUCUACAUCCCAGACUCUGACCACAAGGAACGACUCAUCAUGGACCAGGGAGAGCUGACGUUGCCUGUUGAGUCUGUUUUUGAGGGUCGAGCGUCUGUGGAAGGAUCCAUAUUCUAUUUGAAGAAGGUCAAAGUCAGUGACAUGGGUGUCUUUCGAGUGAUGGACUUCUCAGGCUUCCGCAUAGCUGACGUAUACCUUCAUGUGGAACCCUAUAAGCUGCCACAGCUCUAUGUUGCGAUCAUCUCCUUGCUGUCCCUGCUGGCGUUCCUGCUGUUGGUGUGUCUGCUGUCCUGUCUGAUCAAGGUUCACCGCCGGGCAGAGAGAGCACGUAAGAUCUCCCUAAUCGCUCAGCAGGCUGGCAAGGGUGAUGGAGAGGCGUUCAGACAGGUGGUUCAUGAAGUUUAUACUAGAUUCACAGAGGAGUCCACUGUGCAGUCUACAUGGGAGAACAACACUGAGAGCACAGAAGUUGAGAUCAAAGGUCUUGAGGUAUCAAAACCAGGGUCAGUACCAGGCUCUCCAAUCUGACAAAAACUUCAUGGAGAUGAACGACUCAGGCGUGGAGUUCACCACAUCUGCACUUCCUCUGGACAGUGAUACAGACGUACCCGACAAUCUCACCUCUCACAAGUUCCUUCUUGAGUCUGACACUCUCGCUGGCGUCCCUCCGGCCAUUUCUGAGGGCGACCACAGUGCCACUCGCACCCCUGAUUCCAUUCUGAGCGCCAGCCCUGUUGUCCAGCCCAAAUCUGGGGCUCAGAUAGAUGGCGACUUGAUUGGCGCAACCACACCUGAGGAAAUGGCCAAAGUGAAUGAGUUGGAUGCAAAGACGAGCAAAGAUGCUUCGCCACAUUCUGAGAAAGCCGCUGCGUUGGAUCCAACUAAUGGAACCACAACCUGAGCACUGCAAAUUGAGUCACCAAUUUCUUUUACACAAGUGCGGCCACUUUUCAUUCGCAACAUCACAACAACAAAUGACACUUCAUCUUGCUUGUACUCAUCUGAUGCUUAACAAAUGGUUUGUCGAACAAGCAAAAAGAGAAGAAGAAUUCAAGAGAAGACAACAGCACUCACAAAAAAUAAAUUUAAAAAGAAACUUUGAAGAAGAGAAACGGUCCUGCACUAUGCAUGCCUUUGAAUUACCGAGGAGUUCCUGACUAGUUUAAAGCCAAGUGCUAGAUUAGAGUGACCAUGUAGUGCAUGUGAAGAAGAAAAAACACAUCUUAAGACACACUUGUGAAACUUGACAAUACUUUUUUUUUUUUUUUUUUACUUUAUUUAGCCAUGCCACUAUAGCUUGAACUUUUUACUAGAGUGUCAAACUGCCUGAAACUCCAAUGACGCUUCAAGCAACACCUGAAGUGGAUUGUAAAUGGGUAUCUUACUCAAGUAUUUUUCAAGCAGUUCAUCUACGAAAUGCCAAAAGAACAUUUGUUGAGUCACUUACCAUCAAGUUUCAUUCAUUUCAAGAUCAACCUGAAUGCAUCUCACCGGCAAACACGCUUUCCCAGCGCUACGCCUGGUGUGAAUGCUCUCUUUUUGACCGCCAGCUUUGAAGUGCUGUACUGAUAAUCCUCGCCAAUGGUAGACUAAACACCUUGAUGAAUCAGGUCCGCAUGGAUGACAGGUAUCUGAUACGGUGGCUUAGCACUGUAAAUAGGAUCAGCUGUGGUGGAGGGUUUUGGCCCUGGUUCAGAGGAACUCCGCUGAAGAAACGGCUUGUCUCAGCAGUUUCAGGUGCUGACUCUGCUGGGGUUUCUCCACAACCUGGGCCUUUCUGGUGAUCUCUUUUCUUCUCAUAUGAUCCUUUAUUCCCACUCAUUUGAAUAUAUUUUAGGAGCUUUGAGCUUUGUAAGACUUGCAUAAAUUUGCUUGAGAAUCACAUACAUUGACAUUUAUUCAUGAGGAAUGAUUCGCAAUAAGAAGCAAUGAACUUAGUGAGAUGACUGAGUGUAGAGGGAACUGAGUACAGGAAAAUCUUUAUUCAUAAUAUCUAAUAUAGUUUCAUAAUGUAGGUUUGAAUCAUUUGUGUUUGAAUCAGUACACUUGAAUCUGCAUAAAACUCAUCUAGCUGUAACAUGCUAGUUAAACAUGACAAUUUUCCUUAAAGAGGUCAAAUUAUGGCCUUUUAGAACAGGUUUUCACGCAAAAAACAUUAUUUUUUAGAUAUUUAACAUUGUUGCAGCACCUCUCCUCCCAAUCUGUCAGUAACACUCUGUUUAGUUUGUCUCUACGAAGCCGAAUUGGUUGGCUGGACCAGUGUGUUGUGAUUGGUCAACCGCUUUGAGCGUGUUUGGGAAAUUUCACGCCCCUGACCAUAACUGCGAGGUUCAACACACUACUAACGCAACUCAACAAGGCCUCGCCCCUUUAUUUGCAUAUGCCUUGGGCGGGAAUUAUUUAAAUGAGGGAUUUUGCAACUGGCGUUCCCAGAGGAAAACUCAAGGCUACAACUGAGGAGUUUCAGGGAGUUGUUUACCGAUAUAGAGAAUAACUCCCUUUGGAGUGACGCUGUGCUUCGUAACUUUGCAGACCUUUUACAUGCUUAAACAGCAACAUGCUAAAGAAAGUUGAAGAUGUAAAAAAGCAUAAUAGGUCCUCUUUAGACACAAUUAUCACAUACUGAAAGCAUUGUGAAAUUCUUCAGAUUUAAUAAUCGCAUAUACCUUAUUUGCAAAGCUUUCAUAUCAUACACUCUUAAAAAUAAAGGUUCUUUAUUGGCUUUGAUGGUUCCAUGAAGAACAUCCACUGAAACUUUCCAAUCCACAAAAGGUUCUUUAGAGUGGAAAAGGGUUCUUCAGAUUAUUAGUGUUUUUACACUAUGGAAAAAAAUGGUUCUUUUAAGAACUAUAUACAUUCUUAAAAAUAAGCGUUCUUUAUUGGCAUCGAAGCUUCCACGAAGAACCUUUAACAUCGGAACCGAACAAAAGUUUCUUUAUAGUGGAAAAGGGUUCUUUAGAUGUUCUUCAUACUAAGACAAAAAUGGUUCUUUUAAGACCUGUUGACUGGAAUGUUCUUUGGGAACCCAAAAUGGUAAUUCUAUUGAAUUGCUGCAAAACGCCCUUUUGGAACCUUUGUUUUUUAGAGUGAAUGUGUUCUAAUUCUCUUUCAUUUUCAUAUCAUCUUAUUACAACACUUGAUUUUUAGGUUAACACUACUCGUUUCUACGGGAUAAACGUGUUUAAUUUAUGUAAAUAAUGUGUGAGGAAGAUUAUAAUGCAGUAUUAAAAUGAGCUGUAGCUGGUGGGUGGAGUCUGACAUCAUGGGGCGUGGCUUAGACUGCUGGUAAAAUUGCUACCUCAUGUUUUGGGUGGGAAACUGGCAAAAAAAAAGACAGGGUGUCAAAAAAAGCACAAUUAAGACAAAAUCCAUGCAGAUAUGAAUUAAAGAUGUGAAGAUGUGAAUUAAAUUUCAGCUAAUGUAAAUACAAUGGUUUGCAAAAAAUAAUGGAAAAAACAUGGUUAAAUUAUGGAUUAAAUGGAUCCCUUUUUUUUUCUUUUUGCUUUGGUUGGUCCCUUUAGUAACUGCAUCCAGAACAGGUGUAGAUUGUAAUUUUAAAGCAUUGUAUAAAAGGUAAAAAAGUUUUCUAUACUGCAUUGAUACUUAUUACAUAUAUUUCAUGAUCAAGCCCUAGAUUUUUGACUUGCAAGCCUUCUUUUAAACUCCUAUUGCUUCACUCCAGAAGUUGUAUUGUUACAGUUUGUUCUUAUGUCACAUGACUGAAUGUGCAGUUAUUGGGCCUUAUGAAGCAAUAUCAAUGUGAAAGCAUUUAUCAAACAUGAGCAGAGCAGAUUUAUUUGUAAACUGUCCAUAAAACCAUUUUUGGAUUAUUGUUCAUACCUGAUUCAUUGGAACAUUUGAUCUAAGAAUGUAUUUAUUAUUGAUUUACACAAAUUUGUCCUGCUCAUGUUACAUGAAUGAGAUUGAACACACACACACACACACACAGACACAGACACAGAGGGUGGCAACAGUGUGAACAUACACACUUCUGUACAUAGAUAUAUUGCAUGUCAAUGAUCAGUACUCUUUCUAUCCAAUGAUUGCUGGAUUUUCAUGCGUUUCCUUAAAAUAUAAGACACAUCUAAAGAAAUGAAUGACAAAAAACAAGAAACCUUUAGCACUGUCAUGCUUUACUGAAUCAAAAACAAUAUGCUUUGACUGCUUUUUAUCUUUGCACUUGAGAAUGAUUUUGAAAAUGCAAAACUCAAGAUAUAUUUCACUGAGUCUAUAUUAUUAUUGCUAUUUAUUAAUUAUACUCUAUAUAUAUGCGCUGAUGUCAUAGAUCUACUGUAUACACAUUUAAAAGCAUCACAGAAGCAUGUUAAACUAAAGGUUGCCUGCUAGAAAUGAGAUUUCAUUGCAUUACUUUGCCUUUGAUGAGAAGUAUUCUUAAUGUCAAUGUUAUUUUAGCUGAUAAUACGAAUAUAUUUUCAAUGUUAGCAAAAAAAAUGGAUGUCAAAUUUAGGAUUAUGCAAUACAAUCAAACAGUUUUUGAGUGGUGCACACAUUUCCAAUCCUCAGGCAUAACUGAGCACAACAAAAUCAAAACUGGUUAGCUGGUCAAUCAAAAGAAAUGGUAAUCAUUGUUCUGUUACUAGGACAGAAAUCAUUUAUCAGAUGAUCAAGAAGGUGCAUAAACAGUUUAAACUUGAUAAUACUUGAACAAAUGCUUUCACCUCUCACAGUUCAGCGUGAGUCAGAUCUAUAAAAGUCAUUGCUUUUAAAUAUGUUGAAAUUUGCAUUUGUGUUUGGUGAAGUGAACUUUACCCUGAGUGGUUUGAGCUGGAUAAAUCAAAUUCUACAGAAGAAUAUGCACUUAUUGCACUGAAAAGUGCCUGGUAAAAAGACUUGUCCAUUUUUUCGCUGGUAAAGGAACCGUAGCAAUAUAAGUCCAUCCUGUAAGUCUGCUCAGGUUAGUCCAAACAUUUGAUCAGUGGUUUACACAGAUGCUGGCAUCACAUUAACAAACGAGCUCAGGAGUGUGUGCUUUCUUCAUCGAUUUAUGCUGAUUUCAUUGUUAAAUUGAUCUUUUGUCAGCUUACAUGCAAGAGUUCUCAGGAGACAGGUUUCUCAAAGUGCUUUAUUCAUCUGCAGCUGUCUCGGAAAAGUUGUGAUUGUGAACAUUAUAGCAUUUUUCCUCUUUCCGAUGAGCAUUGAAACUCACACAGAUGUAUUUGCUUUAAGCCAGAUAACAGGCAAAUAACUGAUUUCCAUAAAACCAUGAAUAUUAACAAUACUUCUUCACAGUCAUGUACAAAGUAUGGUGCAGAGGGUCUUAUUUUUUGGCUGCUUUGUUAAUUUAGUAUUACAUGUGGCUUCAUAGUUUGACUUCAAGCACAACUUUAGUUCAACUUUGUUUUUUCCUCGUGAAUGAAAGAUGAAAAUAAAAGAACUUUAAAAAUCUCA
This is a messenger RNA of Ctenopharyngodon idella (grass carp), 6293 nucleotides long. RefSeq lists its product as uncharacterized. The coding region runs from base 159 to 1412 and encodes 417 amino acids. Lineage: Eukaryota; Metazoa; Chordata; Actinopteri; Cypriniformes; Xenocyprididae. The transcript has 9 exons. The record is from RefSeq and is a predicted model, not a curated record.